AUGCAAAAGAAACACGAUGGAGAAUAUCCAGUGCCAACCACAACAACAGUCCCCAAUCCAACAAUAAUCGUUUCUCCCACUUCUUCUGGGAUCACAAACACUGGUACUAUUAAUAGUAUUACAGCCAAUUCCACACCCAGUUCCGAAAAAAGGCAACGAAAAACACUGCUGAUUCAAAAACAAAGACUCAAUUACCUUCAACAGCAACAGCAACACCAACAUUCACUUCAUUUACCAAACAUGAACCACUCCAAUGGCAGUGCCAGUUCUUUUCUACAUGUACAUUCACCCAACUCCAACAACAGAAUAAUACAUCCCCUCGAUAUUGCGACAGACAUGAGUGAAUCGUCCCAACAGAGUUUGAUAUCCACCACUUCCGCGGCUACCGGUACCAUCACACACACUACUUCUGCUACUGGCUUUCGGUCCAUGGCCCAUCGGAUAUUACGAAGAUCUUCCAAUCAUCACCAGUCGUCUACAGCAUCGAUACGGAUCAAACGAUUCAUUCGUGUCAUGGGAAUGAUUGCUAUUUUCUGCUUAUUGGGAUUGCUCCGGGAACAAACCGCCAAUGGCAGCAAUCAACGAUUCCAAAAUGGAGACAAACAAAUCAAGGCACAAUCCGCAGACGAUGAUGGACACUUGAUACAGAAACAAAAGGAUAAACAAAAGGAAAUACAGGCAUCAUUACAGCAAGAGCAACAGCAACCAAACGAUACGACACCAUCAGAACUGUCUUCCUCCACAACGACUGCCAAUGCUCCAAUGACGGCACUCGACAACGAUGUACCCGAAGAAAUCGUCACGUCUUUGGAUGCGGAACCAGAUACAACCAUUACGGAUUCUACUGGUGAGGUCGAUGACCAAAAACGAUCAUCCAAUCCAUCCACCACCACCGAUGCAGCCUCCAAACGAAACCAACAAAAGACCAACAACAACAAACCCAUCAUCAAAAUUAGCCAACCCAAACAACCAACUUUCCCCAAAGCAACCUACGAUCCAUCCAUGCGGCUGCAACUAGCGGCGUUGCCACCCGAUUCCACCAAUAAUCAUUCAUUUGUACGACGCUAUUGUGACUUGCAGGGAACCGAUUGGUUCCCACGCAACGACAACCGCCAAAACAACCACCAAAACAAUAAUAGUACGACCCAGUGGCAUUCACGGGCACCCUUUGCACUUUUGCUGGGACCCGAUCAUGGGGGAAGUCACGUACUCUGGCAAUUACUAUCGACACAUCCACAAAUGGCCGAGGCGUUGCAAUCGCAAUUCUUUACGUACAAUGCCAAAAAGUUUGCCAAACAAGAAGUUGACGCCAAUAGUAAGAGUGUUCGAAUUCGAACACGAGCCGCUCGACAUGCCUACAUGGCACGGCACGUACGGACCCAGCGGCAAUUGCAACGGCAUUCCACACAAGUCGUCAUCGAUACGGUCCCCGAAACGUUACUCUACGAACAUUUAAUGGCACCUCUCAUUCUCUGUUCCAUGCCAUGGGUCAAACUCGUCAUGACGGUCCGGCAUCCACUGGUACGACUGCUACAACAGUAUCGAGCCGCGCAACAACGAGGACUGACGCUGUCAUUGGAGAAUUGGAUUUCGCGCGAUUUGGAACGAAUGCAACAGGCGGGAUUGUUGGUACCCGAUGGAGAUCAAGCGCAGCAACGACAAGCCGCCUUGAAAGCUAUUACCAAUCGUCAAGCGUGGGAACGGUAUCAGCAACAAACCCCAACCGCGUGGGAGGCAUCGGUCGGGCAGUCCCUCUACGAAGCCAUGGUGCAACCGUGGUUCCAAUGGAUGCAAGAAACGGGUCGCAAUCCGCAAACCGAAAUUGUCGUGGUGCAGCACGAAGUCUUUACGGCGGAUAUCGAGACGGAAUAUGCCGCUCUGCUGCGGCAGCUGGGGUUGGCACCUCAUGCACCCCCGGCGGCUCUUGUAGAGUCGCUGCGGAAACAAGCCAAACAAGAAGUCGACUCGUGGAAAACGGAAUUCGGAGACGAAAAGGUUCGAAAGCAGUUGAAACACUUUUUCCAACCUUACAAUAAGCUCUUUGAUGAAUUCUUGAAGAAUACGUAUGGUACGGCAACCAUUGGCGGCGAUGACGACGAAGACGGUGUCCCCCUGCUACGGUGGAAACCAUCCUUAUGGAAGACUGGGUAG
Molecule: messenger RNA, 2151 nt
Organism: Seminavis robusta
Lineage: Eukaryota; Bacillariophyta; Bacillariophyceae; Naviculales; Naviculaceae
Source: the annotation of a GenBank genome assembly